Molecule: messenger RNA, 2017 nt
Organism: Chroicocephalus ridibundus (black-headed gull)
Lineage: Eukaryota; Metazoa; Chordata; Aves; Charadriiformes; Laridae
Product: collagen alpha-1(I) chain-like
Exons: 2
Coding region: 6-611 (201 amino acids)
Source: RefSeq, a predicted model, not a curated record
UUUAAAUGGCGGUAAAAAAAGGGGGUGUCAGACCCGCUCGCGAAGCCUGGAACGGCCGAGAGCCCCCGAGGCGAGGCGGGUGCGGGGAGGCCUCGUCCCUGAGGAGAGUCCGCGGCGCCCGCCAUGGCGCCGGCCCACCCGCGCUCCGCGGCGUGCCCGGGGCGGGUAGAGCCUGGGGUCGGGGCUGCUGUAGGAGGCGGGAGGGAUCCUGGAGCCCGGCGGCAGCGUGGAGCCCCCCAAGGAGCCGGGCGGAUGGACGCCCCUCACCGCUCGCCCCCAUACCUUGCUCCGGGAAAGCCGCGCCGGACCCCGCCAUCGCCGCUCGGGCCGUGGCCGAGGCCGGCGGCGUUGCUAUGGGGACGGGGCCCGGCGGCAGCCGUUACCGGGGCAAGCGGGUAAACACAAGCGGCGCCCGGCGGCAGGGCAGGGCCAUUGCUGCCGAACUGCCGCCUCCUCAGCCGCGGAGGUGUGCCCCGGAGCGCGAAACCCUGAGGGGAGCCCCGGGAGCGCGAAACCCUGAGGGGAGCCCCGGGGAGCAGGAGGAUGAGUGCGAGGAAUGGCUGCUCCUGCAACCCCAGCCCACAGCGUCCCUCAAAAUCCGGUGGUGCUGAGGUACAAGGAAGGACAAGUUUAAGAAGGACAAGCCCCUUCAAGCUGUUCUCCAGCCAUGUAAAUUGAACGCACGAAGAUUUAUCUUUGAAAUCCCUGCCUCCGCUUUUCUUGACUGCCUCAUUGAGAUGCAUGGUGCCUGAUUUCUCAGUAUUCAUUACGCAGCAGUGCUUACAGUCACAGCACAGCUCCCGCUGCCUACAGCUUGCAGUUGCAAGUGCUCAGCACUUCUACAAAUUACACUCCACCGUACCAAACACCAAGAAAAACACAAUUAACAACCACAUGUGCAAAGUGACUAGUAUCACACAGGAAAUCUGUGGCAAAGGCAGGGAUACAAUUCAGUUCCCCAGGGCUGCACUCAUGCCUUAAUCAUGAAAACAUGUUCUCUACAAUUGUCUGCUUCAUUCACUACGUACUUCCAACGGCUGCAACAAAGAAAGUACAGAUUCCACAGAGCACGAUCGCUUUUACUACACAAUGAUUCAUCCUCCAGCGCAGGUCUUUUCUAUGUGCUACAUAACACAGAAGACCCACGGAAAACUCUCUGUGCUCUCAAAGGAAUCACACACAGUUCCCUCACCCUCACCACUCACAUAGUCCACCAGAGUCCUUGUCCCUUUGUCUGCCUCUUCUACCACCAAGAACUUGGGUGCUCGGGAUAGUCAGGAUUCCUGAUCCAAUUCCUGGGCUUAAUCAGGUCCCAGAUUGCAGCAGCAAUGAGCGGCAGGAUAAGGGAAGACCGUUUUGAACGCCAGUAGCCCCAGGGCUGGAGCAUGCCCAGAUGUUUCAUGGAACAGCUCUGGCAGGCCAGUCGCACACAGGUGUUUAUUGGCUUGAAGUAAAAAUCAGGAAUACUGAGAAUAAUUCAUCCACCGCUUAGCUCUUCAAACAGAACAGGAAUGAGCGCAAUGUGCAAAUCUAAAUGCAGAUAACAGCAGUUAUGAACUAACAAGCAUGCUUUACUCACGGAGUUGCUUGCGUGAUGAACUUUUUCUUUUCCUGGAAUGAACUCAUUUUAGUAUGAAAACUGAUUAUGCAUGAAGUAUUGUCAAAGGCAUGUAGCCGAGCAACUGUACAACUCCUUUUUUCACUAAUAUCUAUAAUUUUUAGGAACAAAAGAUGCUACUGCUAACUGCAAUAAGUACAAAUCUGCCUCUUAGAAAUGUGAUUUGCAGUUUACUUUCUCUUUACACUUAAAAGCUAUUUAAAAGCAAAACAGAUCUAACCGAAUCAAAAGUAGCAUUGUGCACUUACAUUAAAUAGAUUCAUUUUCAUGCUAAGAUUACUUUACGGAGCAAAGAAUUGCUAUAUGUGGAAAAUAAAAGGAGAAAUGUAAGAAACUAUUCCAAAGAGGUUCGAUACUUCGCACAGCAAAAGCUCUGCACAGCCUCUCCGUGACCUAGAC